UGAAAACACUGCAUCAAAUCUCAAGCUCACUGUCUGUUCUUGAUUGUUGAACUCCAUCGUUCCAAUGGCUUCUUCAUCGAAAUCCACCGGGCCAUACGCGGUCUUCUUGAGUUUUAGAGGUACGGACGUGCGUAACAGCUUCGCUAGCCAUCUCUAUAACGCGCUAGUCUGGAAUGGAAUACACACUUUUCGAGAUAACGAAGAACUGAGGAAGGGGCAGGAUAUAUCGAUGGUCUUGAAAGCCAUCGAAGAAUCGCGCAUCGCAAUCAUCAUUUUCUCUGAGGAUUACACUUCCUCAUGGUGGUGCUUGGAAGAGGUGGCCAAGAUUAUGGAGUGCAAGAAUCAAAAAUACCUCACCGUUCUACCAGUGUUUUAUAAAGUGGCCCCAAGAGAAGUGAGAGAGGGGAGAGCGAGUUAUGCAACAGGCCUGGCUAAGCAUGAGUCUAAGCAUUCGGAGAAAAUGGAGAGAUGGAAGAGAGCUCUUUCGGACGCUGGUAACUUGAUCGGGUGGACUUUGAAUGAUGGAGAUGAUGAGUCGAAGCUUAUACAAGAUAUUGUGAAGAACAUCUCAACUCGCCUAAGCCAAACACCUUUAGAUGUCGCUGAGAAUCCGGUUGGGAUAGAGUCACGAGUGGCUGAGCUAAAAUCAAUGUUAAACCUUGAGUCUAAAGAUGAUGUUCUCAUGGUGGGAUUAUGGGGACAGGGAGGCAUUGGAAAGACAACAUUGGGGAAAGCCAUCAAUAAUGAUAUUUCCGAACAAUUUGACGGUUCAAGUUUUCUAGCAGGUGUUCGAGAAAAUUCAGAAGAUUGCAAGGGUUUAGUUACUUUGCAAGAACAAUUAUUGAACGAUAUAUUAUUACCGCACGAAAAGAUAGUGGUGCCCAAUGUCCACAGAGGCGUUAAGCUAAUACAAGAUAGACUCAGUAACAAAAGAGUUCUUGUCAUCCUUGAUGAUGUGGAUAACGAGGAACAGUUAAAUGCUUUAGCGGGAAAAGCCAAAUGGUUUGGUAGUGGGAGUAGGAUCCUCGUUACUACAAGAGAUAGGCAUUUUAUGACUCCCAAAUCAGGUUGGGAUCAUGUGUCCGUGUAUGAAGUUAAAGUGCUGGAUGACGGUGAAGCUCGUGAGCUACUUGGAAAGCAUGCUUUUCCAACAUACCAAAAAUUAGAAAGUAGGACAGAUUUGGUGCGUGGUUUUCUGAAUCAUGCUAAAGGCCUUCCUUUAGCACUUGUGGUGUUGGGUUGCUCAUUACGCAGUAAAACAGAAGAUGUAUGGGAAAGCAUACUAGAGGAACUUUCCAUGACUCCGAACAGAAUGAUUAAUAAUGUGCUCAGAGUGAGUUAUGAUGGACUAGAUGAAAAUGAGCAAGAGAUCUUUCUCCACAUUGCAUGCUUCUUUAAGGGGUGGGAAAGAGAGUAUGCAAAGAAAGUUCUCGACAGUUGCAAUCUUCGGACAACUGCAGCAUUAUGUACUCUUAUUGAGAGGUGCUUGAUAAGAAUUGAGUAUGGAAAGCUACAAAUGCAUGACUUGAUUCAAUUGAUGGGUAGGAAAAUUGUGAACCACGGCUAUCGAGAUGAUCCCGAAAAACGAAGUAGAUUGUGGCUCUAUGACGAUGUUCGCAAUGUUUUGCAACACAACAAGGGAGAUUGCAAUGUAAAAGCCAUAGUAUUGGAGCCACAUGAGCCAAUAGAGAUAUAUAUCGGUCUUGAUGCUUUUACAAAAAUGAGAAAAUUGAGAUUGCUCAUCUUGCGUAAUGUGCACAAUUCUUUCCAAGAUCCCGUGUGUUUUCCUAGUUGGCUAAGAUGGCUCGAGUGGCAUGGUUAUCCACAUAUUCCAGAAUUUUCCUCUGGCUCAAUGGAAAUAGUCGGACUUGAUAUGAGCAAAAGCAGUAUCGCGGCAGUGCCAGAACAAUUUAAGGAUUUCCGAAAUUUGAAGUACAUGAAUUUCGACUUCUGCAAGUCGUUGGUUCGCACGCCUGACAUAUCGUGGACUCCAAAUCUCGAGGAAUUGCAUCUGAAUUUUUGCAAAAACUUGGUAGAAGUACAUGAGUCCAUCGGAGAUCAUGGCAAGUUACAGGUCUUGGAUUUACAUAAUUGCUCUAAACUUAGUAUUUUUCCAAAAGUGCUCGAGGCAAAAAAUCUACGGGAACUCCAACUUGGAAAAUGCACAAAAUUAGAAAGGUUCCCUGAUGUUCCACAUAAAUUGGAAGGCAUAACAAAGCUUGAUCUUGAAGAGACCGCUAUUAAAGGACUUCCUGCAUCAAUAGAAAAUUUGGUCUCUUUGGAGGAAAUAAAAUUAGAUAAAUGCAAGAACUUGGUAAGUCUUCCGUCUAGCAUUUACAAGUUACAAAACCUUAAAUACUUGAUGGCUGAGUGUUGCACAAACUUAAUCGGGUUUCCAAAGUUUGAGGAUUCGGAUGAUCCCCGCAUGAAGACCGGACUUCCAAAUCUCGAGGAAUUGCAUCUGAAUUUUUGCGAAAACUUGGUGGAAGUACAUGAGUCCAUCGGAGAUCGUGGCAAGUUACAGGUCUUGGAUUUACGUAAUUGCUCUGAACUUAGUAUUUUUCCAAAAGUGCUCGAGGCAAAAAAUCUACGGGAACUCCAACUUGGAAAAUGCACAAAAUUAGAAAGGUUCCCUGAUGUUCCACAUAAAUUGGAAGGCAUAACAAAGCUUGAUCUUGAAGAGACCGCUAUUAAAGGGCUUCCUGCAUCAAUAGAAAAUUUGGUCUCUUUGGAGACACUAUCAUUAAAUGAAUGCAAGAAUCUGGUAAGCCUUCCGUCUAGCAUUUACAAGUUACAAAAACUUACAGUGUUGGACGCUACGUGUUGCACAAACUUAAUCGGGUUUCCAAAGUUUGAGGAUUCAGAUGAUCCCUGCAUGAAGACCGGACUUUCAAAUUUAUGGAUUUUGUAUCUUGAUGGAUGUAAUUUGACCGAAGUAGAGUUUCUCGAGAAUCUUUCCUGUUGUCCCAUCUUGAAAGAUUUAUUUCUGAGGAGGAAUAAUAUUAAGAGCCUUCCUACGUCCAUCAGUAAGCGUGAUGAUUUGUUCUUUUUGGAUGUUAGCGAAUGCCCUCAAUUACGAGAGAUUCCCGAGCUUCCACUGUUCUUGGGCACAUUAGAUGCGGAUAAUAGCGAAUCUCUGCAAAAAAGUGACUCAACUUUAAUUCAUCAUUUUGUCCGUAGAGGGUUGGCCAUGGCUGAUAGUUCUUCACCUGACCAGGUACCUCAUGAUUUGGAAAUUUUUCUCGAGGAAGGAGAGAUGCCAGAGUGGGUCCUCCCUGUUGAAGAGGGCUCCGUAUCUUUCAAGGCUUCAAAGGGCUUAUAUGAGAAGUUUCUUGGAUUGGCUUUUUGUUUCGAUGUUUGUCGAAGGGAAGAUCCUUCGCUCGAGGCCAAUGUUGAGAUUUUGCCAUAUGUUGAUGGCGAAAUGCGGAAAUGCAAACAAGUUAAGGAUACUUGUUUGAGGAGUCCGGAUUUUAUGUGGAUUUGGUAUUUCGUACCAUCUGACCUGUGGGAUGUAGUCGAUUUUGGUCAAAUUGAUGGGAAUUAUGUACAAUUCAGCCUUAGAGUGUCAACUGAAAAUGUGGAAAAGUGGGGACUCCGAAUAAUAUGCAAACCACUAGAGAAUGAUUUGAAGGCCGUACUUCGAAACAAUCGGCUAAUGGAUCCAGCUUUACUCCUCGAGGUUGUUCUCGAAUCGACAGAUUCAGAAGUCGAGAGCAAAGUUAGUUCGAUCAAGACAGAUAUAUUGAAGGACAUGGAAGAUUGUCAAAUGAGUAUUGAGAAGCACAAUCAAAUAGUAUCAAAGCGAAAUCAGAAGCUUAUGCUCCCUCAAGGCAAGCAAACCAAGACAAUGUCGACUUCCAAUUCAGCCGAUAGAGAUGAGAAUGGGAGUGCAGCAAGGCAUGCAGAGGCGGAAGCUCUUGAUGAUGUUCUUGAACAGCAGCAGAGGACUGGAUUUUCGGCUGCAGAAGGUGCAGAGGAGUCUUAA
Molecule: messenger RNA, 3985 nt
Organism: Rhodamnia argentea
Lineage: Eukaryota; Viridiplantae; Streptophyta; Magnoliopsida; Myrtales; Myrtaceae
Product: disease resistance protein RUN1-like
Exons: 6
Coding region: 65-3985 (1306 amino acids)
Biological process (GO): defense response; signal transduction
Molecular function (GO): ADP binding
Source: RefSeq, a predicted model, not a curated record